This is a messenger RNA of Humulus lupulus (European hop), 2976 nucleotides long. Its product is annotated as kinesin-like protein KIN-14U. Gene Ontology annotation, molecular function: microtubule motor activity; microtubule binding; ATP binding. Gene Ontology annotation, biological process: microtubule-based movement. The record is from RefSeq and is a predicted model, not a curated record. The transcript has 10 exons. NCBI's taxonomy places the organism in Eukaryota, Viridiplantae, Streptophyta, Magnoliopsida, Rosales, Cannabaceae. Bases 754 to 2688 code for a protein of 644 amino acids.
CCACUUUUGCCCCUCAACACGCUCCUCUCUCUCUCUCUGGUCUGCGAAAACAACUUUACAGUUCAGUUUUUAGAUCUAAGACCAACCAAAAAGAAUAUCUCUGAAGAAACAAAACAUAAUUAUUUAAAUGGUAUUAUAUUAAGCUAAGUGAGACCCUUGAACUGUACCUGAGCUUAUAUCACCUCUUAUUCUGGGUCAUUAGAGUGUUCAAUCAUUGAAAGUAACUCAUACACACUUGCUCUUUUUCCUUUUUUUCAUCUGGGCUUUUCAAACUUUUCUUGGAUUUUUUUUUUCUUUAUGCUCUGUUUCUCAACUUCUUGGCUGCUUUUCUUUCUUAGAAAAAUGCAGUUUUAUUGAUCAGCUAUUCUUUUUGGGUAUGAUCUAGGGUUCUUGGAACUCUUAAAUUUUUCAUAUAUUUUUAUUGGAAUGUUUUAGUUUCCAUUACUAGCACUUAAAGUGCUUUAUGGGAUUCCUUCAUACGGAUUCAAGUGUGUCAGUUUGUGGAAGUAAUAAAUGCUUCAAUUAAUACUCGUCGUUAUUUGUUUAAUGUUCAUAAACCGUUUUUACCUCUUUUCUCUGUUUUAAGUUAUAAACUUUAUGGUCUUGAUAAACAGAGUAUAUAUACUUCUUCAUUUUCUGCUUUUCUUUUUUGGGGUAUUACUUACGCAAAGUGAUCUUAUUUCUACUCUCUGGCUCUCUCUAUUCCAAGUCCUUUAAAGGGUGUCCAACUGUUUGUUCUGAGUUGUCUGAGAAAUGUUAAUAUCAACUGAAAAUGAACAGAUCUCAUUGCCUUCAGUUAACGUAAAAGAGUCCUUGAAAUCAUCUCCCAUGGAAGCAAAUCCAGUUUUCCCUGAUGGGUUUCCAUUAGCUUCUGAAUCGCCUGAUUCUGCUCCCCUUUCUACAAUCUAUACAGACGUAAGUGUUCUACCCGAGUACGAGAAGUGCGGACUCCUUCAGUCCAUAUCAGACCUUGAAGGAGAAAUUGAACAAUUGAGGCUAAAGCAUAGAUUGUGGAAUGAGAAGCGGAGAGAAGCACUGAAUAAGAUAUUGGACAUCAAAGGCACCAUUCGAGUGUUUUGUCGAGUUCGGCCAUUCCUUGCUGUGGAAAGACGAAAAAAUCAAGAACCCAUUUCAAUUGGAACAGAGAAGAUUAUAGUGAAGUCAGCUGGGGCUAAAAAAGAGUUUGAAUUUGACAAGGUCUUUCCUCAACAAGUAAACCAAGGAGAUGUUUUUGUUGAUGUGGAACCGAUUCUGAGAUCUGCACUAGAUGGCCAUAACGUAUCGGUUUUAGCAUAUGGUCAAACUGGCACAGGCAAGACAUUUACAAUGGAUGGCACCAAUGAGCAGCCGGGGAUCAUUCCUCGAGCACUAAAAGAACUCUUUCGCCAAGCCUCGUUGGAAGGCGAAAACUUAAAAGUUUCCAUGAGUAUGUUGGAGGUAUACAUGGGCAGUCUGAGAGAUCUCCUCGCUCCAAGGCCAACUUCUAGAGUAUAUGAACCUGUAAUUAGAUGCAAUCUCAACAUUCAAACAGAUCCAAAGGGGAGUGUGGAAAUUGAAGGGCUUACAGAAGUGCAAAUCCUUGAUUAUGCUAAAGCCAAAUGGUGGUACAACAAGGGGAAGCGAGCUCGAUCUACUUCAUGGACAAAUGUCAAUGAAACAUCCAGCAGGUCUCACUGCUUAACAAGGAUAACCAUAUUCCGGCAUGGGAAUGGAGCUGGAGCUAAAACAGAACUAAGCAAACUGUGGAUGGUUGACCUCGGAGGAAGUGAACGAUUACUAAAAACAGGAGCUAGUGGGCUAACACUUGAUGAAGGGAGGGCCAUAAAUCUUUCUCUUUCAGCUUUGGGGGAUGUUAUUGCUGCUCUAAGAAGGAAGCGUGGUCAUGUUCCUUACAGGAAUAGUAAACUAACUCAAAUUCUCAAGGACUCAUUAGGCGAUGCGUCGAAGGUGUUGAUGCUUGUUCAUGUCAGCCCUUGUGAAGAAGAUGUUGGAGAGACAAUAUGCUCUUUGUGCUUUGCAAAAAGAGCAAGAGCAGUAGAAUACAACAGAGAACAAGUGGAGGAUCUGAAGAAGCAAAAGGAGAAAAGGAUCCACGAGCUUGAAGAGUGUAUGAGAGAAGCUGAAGAAGAAUGCCAGAAAGUUAAGAAGCAAAUACAGAAGGUUGAAUUCAUACUAAAUGAGAACAAAAAGCUUUACUCAAACACUGGUCAACAACCACUUGAACACGAAGAAGAAGAAGAAAUGGUGCUUUUAAGUCCAAAACAAGAUCUAAAGAAAGUAAAAGAAUCCCAUAAAGAAACUAGAAGAAUCAUUUCUAGUUCUUUGCCAAGGUUCAUGACUUCGACAGUAGCCAGCCGCGAAAGGCAGAGUGCGUCUGAAAGAGAAAUUGUUGGAAGAGCAAGAGUUCUGAGAUCAGGGACCAAAAGUACUAUCCAUUUUACAACUUCUCAAUCAAUAAGUUAUUCAGAUCGUCGAUUCAAAGCAACUUUACAAAACUCAAACAGGAAAAAACAACAUGCUGAGACUAAUGAUGAUGUUGUCGUCAACAACAUUGUUGAGAGCCCAAAAUGCAAUGGCUCAGACUCCAAAUCAACAUCCUUGCCCAAAAGUAGGAUGGUAACAUCUUCUGAUUCAAAUUUGAGAGCUACACUAAGUCGCCAUAGAAGAAGGAUGUCUAAUCUGAUUUAAAGUGUGAGAAGACAUAAAAUGCUUGACUUUUAGAGAGUAAUCUUGUGUGGUAUUUGUAAAAUGUGUGCUUUUUUUCUUUUUCUCUUUUUUUGGUGGGGUGGGGUUUAUAUAUUGAUUUGAAUAUUUAUACAUAUAUAUGUACCAUUAUAUUAUAAUGGUGGUGCAAUGGUGGUGCUUCAACUCAAGUCUUGUUACUCCCCUAAAAACAAACGACUUGUUGUUUGAUGGGGUGUUUUUUUUUCUUUCUUAAAUUAUGUAUAAUUUUAAGAUAAAUUUAUUAUUUGUUCA